ACUGGCAUCUCGCAAGUAUCGCGGGAACAGGGAAGGGUGAACGCUUUUAGCGCUUAGAAAUCACUAUGGUGACAGGAAGGUCGGGAGGCUACUUGGUAACUGCUCUUAGCUCUGAGAGCAAUCGCCGCCGCUUUCCCGGAACUUGAGUGGAUACAAUCAAGUGGUAUUUAAAAUCUUUCUGGAACUAAAGACAUGAGGCUGAAGAUAUCUCUCCUAAAAGAACCAAAGCAUCAGGAAUUAGUGAGCUGUGUAGGUUGGACAACGGCUGAGGAGCUGUACUCAUGCAGCGAUGAUCACCAGAUAGUGAAGUGGAACUUGCUAACCAGUGAGACCAGUCUAAUAGUAAAGCUGCCUGAUGACAUCUACCCGAUAGAUCUUCACUGGUUUCCCAAAAGUUUAGGCAUGAAGAAGCAGACACAGGCAGAAAGUUUUGUCCUCACAAGUUCUGAUGGUAAAUUUCAUCUCAUUUCCAAGUUAGGACGAGUGGAAAAAAGUGUAGAGGCUCACUGUGGAGCUGUGCUCGCAGGAAGAUGGAAUUAUGAGGGGACUGCAUUAGUUACAGUUGGAGAAGAUGGACAAGUGAAAAUCUGGUCAAAGACGGGGAUGCUUAGGUCAACAUUAGCUCAGCAAGGAAUACCAGUGUAUUCAGUAGCAUGGGGCCCCGAUUCAGAAAAGGUUCUUUAUACAGCAGGCAAACAGCUCAUCAUUAAACCUCUUCAACCAAAUGCUAAAGUUUUACAGUGGAAAGCCCAUGAAGGCAUUAUUUUAAAAGUCGAUUGGAACUCAGUCAAUGAUCUUAUUUUAUCUGCUGGUGAAGACUGUAAGUAUAAGGUUUGGGAUAGUUAUGGCCGUGUACUGUACAGUUCUCAGCCUCAUGAACACCCUAUGACCUCAGUUGCCUGGGCUCCAGAUGGAGAGUUGUUUGCUGUUGGAUCAUUUCAUACCUUACGCUUGUGUGAUAAAACUGGGUGGUCAUAUGCUUUAGAAAAACCCAACACUGGCAGCAUAUUUAAUAUCACGUGGUCAAUUGAUGGCACGCAGAUCGCUGGAGCCUGUGGAAACGGGCAUGUUGUCUUUGCACAUGUGGUGGAGCAGCGCUGGGAGUGGAAAAAUUUUCAAGUAACACUAACGAAGAGAAGGACUAUGCAGUACGAAGAACUGGAAUACACCACUUAUAUUUGAUCUCAAGGAAGGAACUGUUAGCUUAAUUCUCCAGGCAGAAAGACAUUUUCUUCUUGUAGAUGGUGGUGGUAUCUACUUGCAUUCUUAUGAAGGGCGCUUCAUUUCUUCUCCGAAGUUUCCUGGAAUGAGGACAGAUAUUUUGAAUGCACAGACUGUAUCCCUGAGUAAUGAUACUAUAGCAAUAAAAGACAAAGCUGAUGAAAAGAUAAUCUUCCUCUUUGAAGCAUCAACUGGAAAACCCUUAGGGGAUGGGAAACUUCUUUCUCAUAAGAAUGAAAUCUCAGAAAUUGCUCUGGAUCAAAAAGGACUUACCAAUGACAGAAAAAUUGCUUUCAUUGAUAAAAAUAGAGACCUCUACAUCACCUCAGUGAAACGAUUUGGGAAAGAAGAGCAGAUUAUUAAACUUGGAACCAUGGUGCAUACAUUGGCAUGGUGUGAUUCAUGCAAUAUCCUUUGUGGACUUCAAGAUACCCGAUUCACAGUGUGGUAUUACCCCAAUACCAUUUAUGUGGACAGAGAAAUUUUGCCGAAAACAUUGUACGAAAGAGAUGCAAGUGAAUACAGUAAAAACCCCCACAUAGUGAGUUUUGUUGGAAAUCAGGUGACUAUAAGAAGAGCUGAUGGCUCCCUGGUACACGUCAGCAUAUCCCCAUACCCUGCCAUCCUCCAUGAGUAUGUGAGCAGCUCAAAAUGGGAAGAUGCUGUAAGGCUCUGCCGAUUUGUUAAGGAGCAAAGCAUGUGGGCUUGCCUAGCAGCUAUGGCAGUUGCUAAUCGAGAUAUGAUUACUGCCGAAAUAGCUUAUGCUGCAAUUGGUGAAAUUGAUAAAGUUCGAUACAUCAAUGCUAUAAAAGAUCUUCCAUCUAAAGAGUCAAAAAUGGCCCACAUAUUAAUGUUUAGUGGGAACAUACAAGAGGCUGAGACAGUACUUCUCCAGGGUGGCCUCAUUUAUCAAGCAAUCCAGAUCAACAUUAAUCUCUAUAACUGGGAAAGGGCACUGGAGUUGGCUGUGAAAUACAAAACCCAUGUUGAUACAGUUCUUGCUUAUCGUCAAAAAUUUUUGGAGACAUUUGGUAAACAGGAAACUAAUAAACGAUAUUUGCAAUAUGCAGAAGGUCUCCAAAUAGACUGGGAGAAAAUCAAAGCCAAAAUUGAGAUGGAAAUUACUAAAGAACGUGACCGAUCAACCAGCAGCCACUCUGUCAAGAACUUGGGCUUAAAGCACUAAAUGCCACACUGACCUCUAAACUAGUUCAGAGUAACCAAAGAUGUGCAUGUUUUGUUUGCUUUUAAAAAAAAAAAAAAAGGCAUGAUUUUAA
Molecule: messenger RNA, 2498 nt
Organism: Cricetulus griseus (Chinese hamster)
Lineage: Eukaryota; Metazoa; Chordata; Mammalia; Rodentia; Cricetidae
Source: RefSeq, a predicted model, not a curated record